Trachymyrmex septentrionalis is the source of this 579-nucleotide messenger RNA. RefSeq lists its product as uncharacterized. Lineage: Eukaryota; Metazoa; Arthropoda; Insecta; Hymenoptera; Formicidae. The record is from RefSeq and is a predicted model, not a curated record. The transcript has 3 exons. The coding region runs from base 1 to 579 and encodes 192 amino acids.
AUGGGCUCUCCUAUUUCUCUUGUAAUCGCCAACAUCUUCAUGGAGCACUUUAAGAAAGAGGCCCUCAGAAAAACACCUAAGAAACCAGAAAUUUGGUUCCAUUAUGUAGACGACAUAUUUGUGAUAUGGAGACACGACAGAGCCGAACUCCAUAUAGAAGAAAACGGAAAACUCCCCUUCCUAGACGUUCUUGUCUCUAAGAAAGCUGAUGGUACCUUAGACCAUCAAAUGUACAGAAAACCAAUACACACAGAUAGAUACCUACAUGCCGAGUCGCAUCACCACCCAUCACAAAAACAGUCUGCAAUCAACUCACUUACAACGGUCUCUGAUACACAACCAGACGAAAGGAUUCUAUCCAUUCUCCCAUAUGUCAAAGGAACAACAGAUCAGAUUGGCAGGAUAUUAAACAAACACAAUGUCCGAACUAUCUUUAAACCACCCAAAAAGAUAGGACAAAUCUUAGAAAUCCUAAAGAUCAAAGACCUCCACUCAGUUCCGCAGGAGUAUACAAAAUACCUUAUUCCUGCGGGCAAGUAUACAUUGGAGAAAUCGGGAGAAUGGUCAACCUAUGGAUAA